Molecule: messenger RNA, 4369 nt
Organism: Hermetia illucens (black soldier fly)
Lineage: Eukaryota; Metazoa; Arthropoda; Insecta; Diptera; Stratiomyidae
Gene: Nup154
Product: nuclear pore complex protein Nup154
Exons: 15
Coding region: 153-4268 (1371 amino acids)
Biological process (GO): RNA export from nucleus; transcription-dependent tethering of RNA polymerase II gene DNA at nuclear periphery; protein localization to nuclear inner membrane
Cellular component (GO): nuclear pore; nuclear pore inner ring
Molecular function (GO): structural constituent of nuclear pore
Source: RefSeq, a predicted model, not a curated record
GGCUGGCAAAACACAUUUUGAUUUCACCGGUCGGUUGCGACUUCAAUUCCUAUUAGUGGUGCAAGUUGUUUACCCAAUAAGUUUUUUUUAAGUGAUCAAAUAUCUCUGAGUAAUCCUUACUUUGCGUUUAAGCAAAUUUACAUUGAAGGACAAUGAACGCGCCACAGUUAAACGUACAAAUGGAGUAUCUAGAACUGGCGGGAAAUAUGCUUGACCGUCAUGACAAUCAUGAUGCCACUGCUCCAGGACUGUUGGAGGUUACAGGAAUCACUCAACAUGGAAUGGCUACGGUCAGUGGAUUGAACGAUUACGACUACCAGAAUAUCUCCAGUUUGUCCUUAGGACAUAAGAAGCUGGACCAACUGAGGACAGUGAGCAAGGCUCCUAUUCCGCCAGAAGUAUUAGAACAUUUUAAAAAUAUAAAAUGUCAUUGCAUGAUGGGUUUAUUUCCUGAAAUCGGCCGAGCCUGGCUAACAAUUGACUCUGAUAUAUACAUAUGGACUUACGAACAAACUCGAGACGUAGCCUAUUAUGAUGGUCUCAACCACCUUAUCGUCAGCGUUGGAUUAGUAACACCAAAGCCUGGGGUUUUUAUAUCAGAUGUAAAAUAUUUACUGAUAUUGACAACUCCUGUAGAAAUUGUUGUUUUAGGCGUUACCUUCGGCGAUACAACCAAAACAAUAUCAUCACCAAUUCAUUCUGCAAAUACAACCACAACUUACGAGGAAAUGCAACUGAUGAAUAAGCCAAUAUUUAUCCUGAACACGGACAACGUCUCUAUAUCGACGAUCGAGGGAAGUGCUGAUGGGCGAAUUUUCCUGGGAGGCCGGGACGGUUUUUUGUACGAAAUACAUUAUCAAGCGGCAUCAAGUUGGUUCGGGAAACGAUGCAAAAAAAUCAACCAUUCACAAGGACUCAUUUCGUAUAUGGUUCCUGGUUUUUUGAAAGUUUUCUCUGAUACGGAUCCAAUAGUUCGGAUAUCUAUCGAUAAUAGUCGACAUUUAUUAUACGUUUUAACAGAAAAAGGUUCGAUAGAAGCUUGGGAUAUGGGAGAGGAUUGCAAUUCUACUCGACGACUGGCUCGAGUGUCGCAGAACGAUAUUGCUUUUCAAGCAAGCAAUAUAAUCAAAACUGUUGACUCAACAGUUUUCAAACCAAUUAAAGCAAUUUGUGCUUUGACAGUGAACGACUGUCCAAACAUACAUUUAAUAUGUGUUACUCAGUGUGGGGUUCGUCUAUAUUUUUCCACGACCCCUCUUCAUGUAGCACCGCAAACGACACAACAAAUAGGUGGAGUGGCUGCUACUUUUGACAGCGUUCGACCUCAAGGGUUGUAUUUAUUGCAUGUGCGACUCCCACCAGGAUAUACCCCGAAUACGACAGUUGGUAAACCAAAACAGGUUCAUAGUGCAUAUUACAACAAAGGGACAUUACUGAUGGUAUCAACGCCUCAACAAGAUCAGGACAUGCUUUGGUCGAUAAGCUCUGAGCCAUUUCCAAACCGGCCAUACUUAGCAGAGUCAGCUACAGUCCUCCCGUUAGAUGGGAUGGUUUGGGGACUAGCAGAAAUGAAACCAAAGUCAAAAGCGACUAUUAACAGCGUAUUACGACAUGCACAAAUCCCUAAAAAAGUUGUUCUAUUAACAAAUCAAGGUGCCCACAUUAUUAGUCUCCUAAAAUCAGCCGAUAUCCUGCAACAAUUACUUGUUGCUUGUCAUGGUCCCCACCACGAAGCCGUCAAGGGUUACUUCCAGGCUCAAACGCAAUCUGAAGCGUGUGCAACUGCACUUCUAUUAGCGUGUAUGCCUCCUUAUCGAGGAACAGAUGUUGCAUUGUGGGCAGCACAAGCAUUCAUGCUUUAUGGCGGCGAACCUUCCAUAGGAGCCCAAUAUUUAGGCAGUCAGUUCGCACCGGGUCAAAGAACUUUUCUCUCAUCACCAGGCGGUCCACUAUCCGAUCGGAAUUCUCCACAAAUUUUUAUGUCGACUCCAUUCUCAACAAGAGGGAAUAUGCCGAGUAACUUGCAGCAAUCGGCUAUCUCUCCCUACCAGUUCAGUCCGAGUAAGUUUUUGGGGUUGUUACGUUUCCACUUUCAAUACGUUUUUGUUAUUAUAGCUGCAACUGGAUCUCACACAUUUCAACAAAACCCAACAGACGCUUCCAAUAUCAAUUAUUCAGCUAAGCAUUCUGGUUUGUAUUUGUACGUGGCUCGAUUACUGCGCCCAAUCUGGAGGAAGCGUUGUAUUGACGCGAAUCUGUGCAGUACAAUAACACAGGCUGAUUGCACGGAAAUUUUGGAGGAUUUGUAUGCAGUCAAAGGAUUUCUGGAAGCUAAUUCAGUCAGUGAUAUUUCAAAUUUGCUUUAUGGACAUAGUGAUCAAACUAGUCUUAUCAACGGAUACAGCCACUUGACACAGCCUUUCGGUGAACAAAAAUCAACGGCGGAGCAGGCUCAAGCUGAGGAGAAACGUUCGUUAACUGCGUUGAAUUUCUUUAUAAAACACACUUAUGAAGUCAUUUCUCUCUGGAAAAUUCUCUGCGAACAUCAAUUCCAACUUUUAGUCAACGAUCUGGCCAAAGAACAACAAAACAUUCUAAUUUCAUGCACUUUUCGUGAUCUGACUUUAUCUCGCGCUGAUACAUGUGCGCAUUUGAUCGUGAACUUGAUAAACUCAUAUUUAAAUGAUAAUGCCAGUGUCAGUUCGAUAUCUUCAAAACUUCGGGAUGUUUGUCCGAAUCUAUAUAGACAUGAGGACGCUGUUUCGCAUAAGGCUACGGAAAUACUGAUGCUUUCGAAAGGGGUUACAGUUAACGAAGAGAAGGAGGAAAGGUUGAGAACGGCUCUUCAGCUUUGUAAAGAUGCAGCACCAAACUUGCCGCUUUCAAGUAUUUGUCAACAGUUCACUUCAUCUGGGUUUUACCAAGGAGUCAUAGAACUCACAACUACUUGUGCCGCCAAACUAGAUCCUAAGGAAGCCGCCAUUCACUAUUAUAGGAACAAUGAACCGAACGAAGACCAAGAAGGCUACAUUGCUUUCACUGCAAGAAUGAAUUGCUACAAAGAAGUCCGACAAAUGCUUGACACGGUUUACCAGAACCUAUGCAGUGCCUCGUCAUCCGCCGAGUUAAAAUUUUCUUCAGAUGCCAUAGAAAAAGAUAUUCAAAUGAAAAUUAUGCAUAUCGUUUCAACCGCUAUACAAUCAUCAGAUCCACUACUUCAUGUUGUCGUUUACGAAUGGCUUCUUUCCCACAAUCUUCUCUCUGAGCUAUUGGCACUGACAGAACCUUCACUAGGCGAAUUCUUCCGAAGAUCAGUAGUUAGGAAUCCAGAAAAUCUUCAGCUGACCGAUCUGCUUUGGAAAUAUUACGAGAAAAAUGGCCAACAUGCGGCUGCAGCGAAAAUACUAGACAAUUUAGCCUCCUUACAGACGAAUUCGCUUACGUUGGUGCAGAGGAUAGAGUAUCUGGCGCGGGCUGUGAUGUGUAUGAGGAACGAUCAUGUUGGAUAUUCAGUGCAUAAUGGGGUUCUGUUGAAGGAUUUGGAGGAUAAGUUGGAAAUCGCUCGGGUACAAAAAGUCAUUCUCGAUGCAAUAUCCACGAUGACAGACAACAGUGCGGCACGCCAGGCUGCAGUUAGUCUAAAUUACACUCUUUACAAUAUGACACAGUUGUAUUCCGAUUUCGCUGAACCAUUCGAUCUAUGGGAAUGCAAAUUAGUCAUCCUCAACUGUUCACACCACAAUGACCCCAUUCUGAUUGAAUCGGUUUGGACGCAGAUCAUUAAUAGAGAAAUUGAACAAAUUGGAUCGCCACAGGAGAAGUGUACGAAACUCUUAACGAAAGUUCAAUCGUUGGUGAAAGAAUUCGGUGAUUCGGGGCAAUGUUUCCCACUGGCGUUUCUAGUUCGAGAGCUUGAGAUUCGAUGCUGCCAGCUGAAAUUGAGUCCCGCUACUAUCCCUGAUGCAUUGGUGGGGAUGAAUUUGGAUAUUGAGUUGCUAAUUGAUUACUACGCAAGAAUGAUUUCCAUGAACGAACGAGUCUGGGCGAAUGAAGGCAAUGAAUGGCAUCUGGUGCAAGCCUCUACAAGACUGAUUACGUUACUAACGAAUAAUGCACAGCAGAUACCAAGUAGGAAUAGGAAAAGAAUUAUGGCAAAAGCACAGGAACUCAUCUCGGCGUGUUUGCAUCUAUUAUAUCCAAAGCCCCGAACGGAGCAUUUACAGCAAGUUUUAAAGGAAAUCGAAAGUCGCGUUCAACGUAUUAUGUAGUGUUUGAAAGUGUUUCUUAUUGUUACUUUAUGUAAGGUUUUUUUGUAAUAUCACUCACAUUUAAUUGUUAGUAUGAUGCGGUAAUAAAUGUAAGAUCAGUU